Anopheles marshallii is the source of this 564-nucleotide messenger RNA. RefSeq lists its product as uncharacterized. The coding region runs from base 1 to 564 and encodes 187 amino acids. The transcript has 4 exons. The record is from RefSeq and is a predicted model, not a curated record. NCBI's taxonomy places the organism in Eukaryota, Metazoa, Arthropoda, Insecta, Diptera, Culicidae.
AUGUCUUCCGUGAACGAUCUAAAAAAGUCGCCCCGCGAAGCGAAAGUGCUGCUGCGAAGUACUUCCUUCCAAAAGCUGUGUUCCAUACCGUACAGCUUCAAAAUCGAAGCAAUUCAAUCGUAUAAAGAACACAUCAAAACGGUGAUAAAGCUCCUGAAGAUUGCAACCCGAGUAUAUGUCAUUUCGGUUUAUUUCAAAUUUAUAACCACCAUCCUGCUCAACGGAUUCUUCUUUAAGCUGUGCAACCAACUAAAGGGAAAGUACAUAACGGCACGCGAUGUUUUGGAAUCAGCAAGAUCAUCACCUUUCAACUCAAGCUACCAACACAGCAAAGGCCAUGAUGUUUCACAAUCGCGUAGACCAACUGUAUCAAAUUCCCUUUUGCAUUACAAAACUUUGGUCCAAACAAUUCUAGCGUACAUCUGCAUCGUGUACAUUGUGCUGCAAACAAUUUCUUUACUGACAACGCUUUGGUGGUCUUCGAACAUUCCGUUUGGUCUCGUGUUUCUCAUGCUGGAUUUGAGCUACAUGGGAUUCAUUAUGCUUAAGAUUGCAUUGAACUGA